This is a messenger RNA of Seriola dumerili (greater amberjack), 885 nucleotides long. It is a transcript of the gene hhla1, whose product is annotated as HERV-H LTR-associating 1. Lineage: Eukaryota; Metazoa; Chordata; Actinopteri; Carangiformes; Carangidae. The record is from RefSeq and is a predicted model, not a curated record. The coding region runs from base 1 to 885 and encodes 294 amino acids. The transcript is spliced from 11 exons.
AUGACCUCCAUACCCCACACUGAGGACAAACUUUACAGUUCUAGCUUCACUGCAGCAUUAAGACACAGACAGAAGGAAGACAGGCACAGAAGAGACAUCCUGGACACUACAGAAAUCCCAGCAGAGCUCAUCGAUCCAGCUGCCAUCGACCUCACUCCCCUGGUCAAUACUUUAAUAAAUUCAAGCCAAUCGGGCUCCCGUCAGCUCUUCUCCCUCCUCAGCGUGACGUCCUACAGCUCUCUGGCUCUCCAUAAACUCACCCUGCUGGUCUACAACAUUUCCAGCAUCAGAAGUGUAGAAAGCAACUUGUUCAGGAGAAGAUUCUGUUACUGUGUCACAAAUGAGACCAACGACUUAACUGACUUUACAGCCAUUCUGUUGGAUGUGAUCGGAAACUCAACCAGUUACCUACACGAGCUCUUUAAAUCUACCUCCAUAUUAUCAGUGAGCCAGAGGAACAACUCUGACUGUAUUUACAUCUGUGUGAUGGCAGGUAAGAUGGGUAAAGAGGUGCCGGAGCUGUGGGAGGUCACCUCCAUCACUCCUCUCUUCAACCAGACUAUUGUGGAAGGGCCUCACGGAGGCUGUCCUUGGAGGAGGCCGGAGCUGACCGGUGAGUCGAUCUCCAGCAGCACGACGGCGACGACCACCACCACCACAGUCAGCGCUCACAAGCUGCAGCCCUGCGUCCUCGAGCUCUGCAAGUUCUUCUCGCAGUGCCUCUGCAGACCCUUCAACCACAAGACGCGCAUGAAAAGGUACUGUGACGACAGCCACCUCUGGUACGAGAAGCACACGUCUGAGGUGUGUCGGCGGGUCAGGAGAGUCUCCUUCUCCAGAAAUCUGAAACAGAGAUGCCUGACAAAGAUGUGCAAUAAACUGUGA